Molecule: messenger RNA, 2244 nt
Organism: Aspergillus calidoustus
Lineage: Eukaryota; Fungi; Ascomycota; Eurotiomycetes; Eurotiales; Aspergillaceae
Source: the annotation of a GenBank genome assembly
AUGUCCCAAGCCGACUUUCCCACCGUGUCUGCCGCGGAUAAGAGCGCAGCAAUCGCGAUUAUUGGCAUCGCAGAGGGUCGCUCAGCAGCCGGCGCACUGCCACUGUCCCGCUUCAACUGCGACAGCUACCAUGGAGACAAGGACGAGCCGGCAACCACUCAAGCCCGAGGCGGAUACUUUCUCCAAGAUGACAUUCGACAAUUCGAUAACCAGUUCUUUGGGAUUAAUAACCGCGAGGCCACGGCUAUGGAUCCUCAGCAGCGGAAGCUCCUCGAGGUUGUGUUUGAGACGUUUGAGAGCGCCGGGGUAACACUGGAUCAAGUCUCCGGGGCCAAUGUCGGGUGUUACGGGAUGGAAUGCAGUGGCCUCCUUCACGCCGGACUAUAUAGCCCUCCAGACCAAGGACCCGGAAAGCCUCACUCGGUACAGCCCCCUGGGUCUAGGCGCAACCCUCCUCAGCAAUCGCAUCAGCCACAUCUUCAAUCUAAAGGGCCGAGCUGCGUCGUUGACACGGCGUGCUCUUCGUCCCUUUACGCGCUCCAUAUGGCUUGCGUGGCGCUGCAGAACGGCGAAUGUGGCUCUGCGGUUGUCGCGGGAGUGAACAUGAUUCAGUCGCCUGAGCUGCAUAUCGCAAUCCCCCAAGCUGGACUAUUAUCGCCGUCUUCGACUUGCCAGACAUUCAACUCGUCGGCCGAUGGGGACGUGGUUCGAUCCAUAAUCCGCGGCACGGCCGUCAACAGUAACGGGCGCACGCCUGGGAUCUCGUUGCCCAGUGUCGAUGGCCAGGAGGCGGUGAUCCGGAAGGCGUAUACUCGCGUCGGACUGAACCCUGCAGAGACAGCCUAUGUCGAGACCCAUGGUACCGGGACCAGCAUUGGGGAUCCAAUUGAAGUGGAAGCCCUGUCACGGGUUUUUGACUCUAGACCGACCUUGCUCGGCUCAGUGAAACCGAAUCUCGGGCAUGGAGAGGCGUCUAGUGAGCUACUGAGUGUGAUCAAGGCCAGUCUUGCAGUUGAGCGAGGUCAGAUUCCGCCGACUAUCGGCUUCAAGGGGCUCAAUCCGAAGAUCAAGGCCGAGGAAUGGGGCGUCGAGGUGGAUACCCGUCUGAUUACAUUUCCAUCACGAGGAAGCUGUCCGCACCCUUUUGCAGAGACUAUCUGUCUCUUGGAUGAUGAGCUGCAUUCCCUGGACUAUAAGCCCUCCUGGAAGAUGCUGGACAUCCUUUCAGAAUCAUCACCAGAAUUCUCCAUACACAAAGCCGACAUAGUGCAACCUAUCACCACGGCUGUGCAAUUGCUCUGGCUUAAAUCCUGGGGUGUCAGACCAAAAGCAACGCUCGGGCACUCGUCAGGGGAGAUUGCAGCCGCGUAUACGGCUGGUCUGAUCUCCAUUCGCGAGGCAAUAGCCAUCGCGUACUACAGGGGGUAUGCGGUUUCAAAAUCAGCACCAGUAGGGUUGAUGGCUGCCAUAGGCUUGUACGAGGAUCUUGUCCGCGACAAGAUCAACGGACUGGGACUCGACGCAGACAUCACAGUAGCUUGCGUCAACUCGCCAGAGAGUGUGACGGUUAGUGGUGACUGUGAGGGUAUCUUAUCGCUCACAGCCGCUCUCCAGGAUGAGGGCGCCUUCAUCCGUACACUGGAAACCGAUAACAAGGCCUACCACUCGCAUCAUAUGGCUGCUGGGGGCGGGUUGUAUCAGCAGCUACUCGGUAGUCUGACUCUCUUUUGCGAACAAGCCUCCGCAGAAGACGCAUUCGGCAUCUGUAUGUACUCGACUGUUAGCUGUAAAGUACUGCAUAGCAAAACUGCCUGCACGACUGCCUACUGGCGCGCCAAUCUCGAGUCCCACGUUCAGUUCUCUGCGGGACUACGUAGUCUGUCGGAGUCGUUCAACCGCAGCACGUGGAUCGAGGUUGGGGCUCAUUCAACCCUAAGGCUUCCCGUUCUACAGACACUGGGCCAGUCGACGUCUUACAUCGCUACGCUAAAGCGCAACCGAGAUUCCGCGGUCUCACUCUUGACAUGCACGGGGGACCUCUUUACCCAUGGCUUCAAUGUUGACUUUUCGAAGCUCCUCGCGAGCUACAGUCACGGGCCGCCUAGAUCAUCCAUGAUCUCCCCACCUACCCCUGGUACUACGAGGAAAUUCAGUGGACAGAAUGUAGGGUUAGUCGAGAGGGACGCUUUCGCCGUUCUCACGACACGAGCUGUUAGGUGGCGAGGUGGCAGGUGGGAAUCAUAG